AUCCAUCGCAUAGGUCAUCACAUCUCGGAAGUUCGGGACAAUACCACCCGUCAGUCACCAUGCACACCAAGGCUCUUCUUCUCGCCUCCAUCCCCGCGGCUACGGCUGCCGAGACCAUCCUCGGUGCCUACAUCUUCAGCCGCCACGGUGACCGCACCACCAAGGCCUACUCUCCAACGAAGCUUACUGCUCUCGGUGCUGAGCAAGUCUACCUCUCCGGCUCUUGGUAUCGCUCCCGCUACAUCGACGAGAAGUCCUCCACCCGCAUCAACGGCAUCUCGUCCGACCUCGCCGAUCUCACUGAGCUCGCCGUCACUGCGCCCGCCGACAAUGUUCUCCAGGGUAGCGCUGGCUUUUUCCUCCAGGGCUUGUACCCUCCUGCUGGCUCUGUCAACUCUCAGAAGCUCGCCAAUGGCACCACGAUCGAAGCUCCUCUGAGCGGAUACCAGUACAUUCCCGUCAACUCUGCGACAGUGACGAGCCGCGGCAGCAACCAGGCCGAGUCUAGUGCCUGGCUGCAGGGAAACAGCGGGUGUCCAGCUGCCGUGAACAGCAGCCAGGCGUAUUUCCAGAGCAAGGAGUACCUCGAGCUUCUGGGGAGCACCAAGGAGUUCUACCAGAGCUUGUUGCCUGUUUAUGAGUCAACCUUCCCCAGCGAGAGUGCCACCUUCAAGAACGCUUAUAGCAUCUUCGACUACAUCCACGUCUCCACCAUCCACAACGCCUCCAUCCCUUCCUCCAACCUUCUCACCCCUUCUAACCUCCAAACCCUCUCCGACCUCGCCAACAUCCACGAGUUCGGUCUCGGCUACAAUGCCUCGUCGCCCAUCCGCGCCGUCGCCGGCUCCGUCUUGGCGUCGCACAUUGUCUCCACCCUCAACUCCUCCAUCUCUUCUUCUUCUUCUCAAAAGCUUAACAUCCAAUUCGGCCCCUACGGCACUUUCGGCUCCUUCUUCGGCCUCUCUCAGCUUCCUUCCGUGUCGCCGGACUUCACCGCCAUUGUCGACUAUGCCAGCUCCAUGACUUUUGAGCUUUUUACUACUUCUUCUUCCUCUUCUCCUUCGGAGAACGAGGUCUCUGUCCGUUUCUUGUUCGCCAACGGUACUGCCUCGGACAGCAACCCCGCCAAGGUAUACCCCUUGUUCGGCCAGGACAAGACGGAGUUGCCGUGGACGACUUUUGUGAGCGAGAUGAACAAGAUUGCGCUCGAGGGAGGCAGCAAGGAAUGGUGCGAUGCUUGUGGAGAGAAGACGGGAGAGUGUGCUGAUUACUACCCUGCGGAGUCCGCUGGUGUUGCUGCUGCUGCUAAGAGUGGCAGUGGAAUGAGCAAUGCUGUUGCUGGUGUUAUUGGUGCUAUGGUUACCCUGGGUGUGGUGCUUGGUCUGCAGGCUCUGAUCUUGGGCGUAGGUGGACUGAGGUUGACUAAGAGGAGAAAGCAGGAUCCCAGUGAAGUUUUCCAGGUUCCGGCUGGCAAGACUAGCUUUUCGGAUACUUCGUCUACUCAGAAGGCUUAAAUCGGAGGGGACGGUUGGGGUAGUUGUCGACGUUGAUGCUGAUAUGAUGACAUGAUAUGUUAUGAGAAAAUAGCGAGCAAAAGGGGGGAGUUCAGGGAGUGAACAGCAGCUACUCGCUUGGGACGAAAUCAAAUAAAGAUUCUUAAAUAAUGUUGAUGGCCG
Neurospora tetrasperma FGSC 2508 is the source of this 1676-nucleotide messenger RNA. RefSeq lists its product as uncharacterized. Lineage: Eukaryota; Fungi; Ascomycota; Sordariomycetes; Sordariales; Sordariaceae. Gene Ontology annotation, molecular function: phosphatase activity. The transcript has 2 exons. Gene Ontology annotation, biological process: dephosphorylation. Bases 60 to 1514 code for a protein of 484 amino acids. The record is from RefSeq and is a predicted model, not a curated record.